AACAACAAGUGUAACAACUGUAACAACAAAAACAGCAACAAUUUUGAACACUUAUUUUCGACUAGACGCCAUUCACAAUGAAGCCAUCGGAUUUGCUGCUAGUGUUGGAAAAGGUCAAGUUCAGGGUGCCAUUGCCACCGGGUGUCAGCUCCACAACACUGCUGCCGAAACUCAUACGCACCAAGGAUGUGAAGCAGCUGCAGGAUGGAAAUGCACAGCCCACAAAGCCCAAGCUAACGAAAUGUCUCAACACCCUCGAUCUGACCUCAUUGGGCAUUGGGUCGUGCUGCGGUACCGGCAUGUACCUCGUUGCCGGCAUGGUGGCUCAGAGAAUGGCUGGACCCGGUGUGGUAAUUAGUUUUAUUAUAGCAGCGAUCGCGAGUAUUUUCUCAGGCGCUUGCUAUGCGGAAUUUGGCGUUCGUGUGCCACACACAUCCGGCUCGGCCUAUAUGUAUUCAUAUGUGGCAGUUGGAGAAUUUGUAGCUUUUAUAAUUGGUUGGAACAUGAUAUUGGAAUAUCUAAUAGGAACAAGUGCCUGUGCCUGUGCGUUAAGUUCUAGUUUUGAUUCGUUGACUGGCAAUGCGAUUGCGACUGCGAUGAGCGAGUCUAUUGGCACGAUAUUCGGCAAACCACCUGAUUUCAUUGCCUUUGGCAUAACACUCAUGAUGACCUGCGUUCUGGCGAUGGGCGCCAGUAAAUCAGUUAUUUUUAAUCACACUCUAAAUGCCAUCAAUCUGGCAACGUGGGUUUUUGUUAUGGCCGCCGGUCUCUUCUAUGUGGAUACCAAGACGUGGUCUGAGCAUCAGGGAUUUUUGCCCUACGGCUGGGGUGGUGUCUUCUCGGGGGCUGCCACAUGUUUCUAUGCAUUUAUUGGUUUCGAUAUUAUCGCAACCACCGGCGAGGAGGCUCACAAUCCCCAAAAGAGCAUACCGAAGGCCAUUGUGGGUUCCCUAGUUGUUGUCCUUAUUGCCUACGUCACCGUUAGUCUAGUCCUUACUUUAGUCGUGCCGUAUGAUCACAUCAAUGUUGGAGCCGCACUUGUCCAGAUGUGGUCCUAUGUGAAUGCCCCCAAGUGUCGAGCUGUGGUUGCAGUUGGAGCUACCGCCGGACUCUCGGUGGCUAUGUUUGGAUCCAUGUUUCCCAUGCCGCGUGUCAUCUAUGCGAUGGCCCAGGACGGCUUGAUUUUUAGGCAACUGUCGCAUCUGUGGCAGAGGACAAAUGUGCCUGGACUGGCGACUAUUGGCAGUGGACUGGCAGCCGCUUUGGUAGCACUCACCGUUCGGCUGGACAUUCUGGUGGAGAUGAUGUCGAUUGGGACACUGUUGGCCUAUACCCUGGUGUCCACCUGUGUGCUCGUGUUGCGCUAUCAGCCGCACAGCACAUCGUUGGUGGAACUGUUACCGGCUCAAUUGAGGACACCACUGGCUCCUGGUACGGCAACGGAUCCUCAUGCCCGGCCGUCCGAGGUGCUGGAGCCGAAUAAGCUGACCAUUAAGCGGGUGACACGCGGCAUGUCCGAUUCGGAUGAUUCGUUUAUCGAUGACAGUCCCGAAGGUUAUUUGGGCGGUCGGGAUGAUCAGUUUCUGGUGUCGGAUCGAUCGGAGAAUAAGUUUUAUGGCAGUGUUCAUGGUGCACCAACUGGACCCACUGGACAGGCAACCGCAUUCGAUACGAUGGGUUUGAAUUUCAUCUCGCGUAAGAUACACGAUUAUGCGUAUCUGUGUCCCGGAUUCUUUCCCUGGAUUAAUCCCGGCCAGGCGACCACCGAAAGUGGCAUGUAUGUCACGAAACUAGUUGGAAUCAUGUUUGGUCUCAUAUUCUUCUUGGAUUUGUUCGCUGCCAUCGGUUGGUCCGGCGGCCUCGCCAUCUUCAUUUAUAUCAUUUUAUUUAUCGGCAUAUUUGUGAUAUUAUUGAUUAUAUCAAGACAACCACAGAAUAGAUAUGCACUCGCGUUCCUUACGCCUGGACUUCCAUUUAUUCCGGCUAUCGCAAUAACUGUUAACAUUUAUUUAAUAUUUAAGCUAAGCAUACUGACCCUAAUUAGGUUCACCGUCUGGAUGUCCCUCGGCUUCAUCAUGUACUUCUACUACGGCAUCACGCACAGCAGCCUCGAGCAGACCACCGAUGAGCUGGAACUCCAUGUCGACAAGGAUUAUAGCAAAAACGUAGAUGACAAGGCCGUUUGGGAUCAGCAAUCGUAUAAUCAGACACACGAACCCGUCUGGGCCAGCAAGGAAAUUAAGCAGCCCACAAAGCAACGUUAUAGCUAUGGAAAGACUUCGACAUCGACAUCAUCCAAUGCUGGCUCAAAGAAUCCUCCAAAUGCUGGUAACAAGUCUGGUAAAUCAACAGAAACGGGUGCAGCGAGAGAACCUGGAACUGGAACACAUGGAACGACGGGAAAUUCAUCCGGACGUAAACUUGAGCAUCAAUAUACUGGACAGUUUAGCAUGUUUGUGGAUGAAGGACAAUUCCCCACGUGGGAUGACUAAAAACAUGCUUAACAACAUUCCCGAAUCGAUUAAAAAACAAUAACUACUGUAGGGUUGGUACAGCUACCGUCUGAUGUACCGUUUUGUGAUCGUUAGUUCCCCAAUCAGUUGUUAAACAGUUAAAUCCUAUCGGAAAUUGAAUCACAACCCAGUCAAGUCAAAAACACUCAAAACUAUCUACACUGGAAGCUGGAAAUAGUGAUUAAAAUUAGUUUUGAUUCAAUUAUUUUACAUUAGUUGAUUUGAAAAUCG
Molecule: messenger RNA, 2744 nt
Organism: Drosophila innubila
Lineage: Eukaryota; Metazoa; Arthropoda; Insecta; Diptera; Drosophilidae
Product: probable cationic amino acid transporter
Exons: 13
Coding region: 78-2492 (804 amino acids)
Biological process (GO): transmembrane transport; amino acid transport
Cellular component (GO): plasma membrane
Molecular function (GO): amino acid transmembrane transporter activity
Source: RefSeq, a predicted model, not a curated record